AUGGCCGAGCCCGUCAACAGUCGCGAGGCCCUCCCUGAGCGCUUGGCCGAGAACAUGGAGCGCCCAGCCCUCGACGACCGCACCUACCGCGUCAUCCGCCUGCCGAAUAAACUGGAGGCGCUGCUCAUCCAUGACCCCGAUACCGACAAAGUCAGCGCUGCCAUGGACGUGAAUGUGGGCAGCUUCAGCGACGCCGACGACAUGCCCGGCAUGGCGCACGCCGUGGAACAUCUUCUAUUCAUGGGCACCAAGAAGUACCCCAAGGAGAACGCGUACAACCAGUACCUGACCGCCCACUCUGGCCACUCGAACGCCUUCACGGCCUCGACAUCAACAAACUACUACUUUGAAGUCGCCGCACAGUCCAAGACCCCGCCCGCAAGCGAGAAUUCGUCAGCAGCGAGCAGCCGAGUAGACCUGUCCACAAGGAACGGCUCGCCAUUAUACGGCGCGUUGGAUAGAUUCGCCCAGUUCUUCGUCGAGCCGCUGUUCCUCGAAGAGACGCUAGACAGAGAACUCAAGGCCGUGGAUUCGGAGAACAAGAAGAACCUGCAGAGCGACACUUGGAGGCUGCACCAACUAAACAAGACGCUCUCAAACCCCAAGCACCCCUUCUGCCAUUUCUCCACCGGCAGCUACAAGACUCUUCACGACGACCCUCUGGCGCGCGGCGUCAAGAUCCGCGAUGAGUUCAUUAACUUUUACGAGAAAAACUAUUCGGCGAAUCGUAUGAAGCUUGUAGUCCUGGGCCGUGAGGGCCUGGAUGAGCUGGAGUCUUGGGUUUCGGAGCUGUUUUCAGAAGUCAAGAACAAGGAUCUUCCGCGCAACAGAUGGGACGGCGUCCAGCCAUUCACUGACAACGAGCUCCUCACCCAAGUUUUUGCUAAGCCUGUGUUUGACAUGCGCAGCCUCGACCUCUAUUUCCCCUACCGCGAUGAGGAGCACCUCUACGAGUCACAGCCUGGCCGUUACCUUAGCCACCUGAUUGGUCAUGAGGGGCCUGGCAGUAUUUUGGCUUACAUCAAGGCGAAGGGCUGGGCAAACGGACUUGGGGCUGGUCCAGUUCCUCUGUGCCCUGGCUCGGCUUUCUUCAGCAUCUCUGUCCGUUUGACUGAGGAUGGACUCAAGAAUUACAGGGAGGUCGUCAAAACUAUAUUCCAGUACAUUGCCAUGCUCAAUGAGCACGAGCCUAAGGAAUGGAUUUUCGACGAGAUGAAGCGCAUGACCGAAGUUGAUUUCCGCUUUAGGCAGAAGAGCCCGGCUAGCAGCACUGCCAGUUCUCUCAGCGGCAUCAUGCAGAAGCCCUACAAGCGCGAUCACCUCCUGAGCGGCCCUGCUCUGAUUCGUAAAUUCAACCCGGACGCUAUCAAGGCAGGCCUUGCCUGUCUGCGCCCUGACAACUUCCGCCUGACCAUCGUCAGCCAAGAAGUCCCUGGUGAAUGGGACCAGAGAGAAAAGUGGUACGGCACGGAAUACAAGUCCGAGAAGAUUCCGCAGGACUUCCUCGCAGAAAUCAACGAAGCUGCGAAGAGUGCCUCAAGCGCACGUCCAACGGAGCUCCACUUGCCGCACAAGAACGAGUUUAUUCCGACAAGGCUUGAGGUUGAGAGAAAGGAAGUCGAUGAGCCGUUGAUUGCACCGAAGCUGAUCCGUAAUGACGGCAAGGUUCGCCUUUGGUACAAGAAGGACGAUCGCUUCUGGGUGCCCAAGGCGAACGUCCACGUUACGCUUCGGACUCCUUUGGUCAGGUCAACCCCUCAAGCCGCUGUUAUGGCGCAUCUCUACAAGGAUCUGGUUGAGGAUGCUCUGGUCGAGUAUUCGUACGAUGCCGAGCUUGCUGGUAUCGCGUAUCGCGUAUCCCAAAGCUCCCUCGGUGUGGAUAUCUCUGUCAGCGGGUACAACGACAAGAUGCACAUCCUGCUGCAGAAGGUACUUACGACCAUGCGAGACCUAGAAGUUCGCGACGAGCGGUUCAACAUUGUAAAGGAGAAACUUCUCAGAGGGUUCCGUAAUGCCGAAUAUCAGCAACCUUACUACCAGGUCGGCACCUACACUCGAUGGCUGAUGGCCGAGAAGGGCUACAUCAAUGAGGACUAUCUUGCAGAGCUUCCCCAUGUCACGGCUGAGGACAUCCGCCAUUUCUACCCUCAGCUUCUCAAGCAGACCCACAUCGAGGUUUUUGCGCAUGGUAACCUGUACAAGGAGGAUGCGCUCAAAAUGACGGAUAUGGUGGAGAGCACGCUCAAGGCGCGCCCACUUGCGCCUUCUCAGUGGCCCAUCCGCCGCAAUGUCAUUGUGCCCGAAGGCUCUAACUUUAUCUACGAACGUACUCUGAAGGACCCUGCCAACGUCAACCACUGCAUCGAGUACGCUUGUUCCGUCGGCAACAAUCAAGACCGCGAUUUGCGUGCCAAGUUGCUUGUCUGGGCUCAGCUCACCGACGAACCCGCCUUCAACCAAUUGCGCACCAAGGAACAGUUGGGCUACGUUGUUUUCAGCGGUACGACACAGAGCGACACCUGGAUGGGUUACCGCAUUCUCAUUCAGAGCGAGAGGUCGCCGGACUAUCUCGAGGGCCGUAUUGACAACUUCCUGUUGUAUGCCGGAAAUAUGCUCCGGGAGAUGUCAGACGACGAGUUCGAGUCGCAUAAGGAGAGCGUAAAGAACCGUCGGAAGGAGAAGUUGAAGAAUCUCAUCCAGGAGACCAACAGGCUCUGGACGCAUGUGUGCAGCGAGUGCUUCGACUUCGAGCUUGUUGAGCAGGAUGUCGCUCAUGUUACGCCGCUCACCAAGGCCGACCUUAUUUCCUUCUUCGAUCAAUACAUCUCUCCGCACUCCCCGGCCCGCGCCAAGGUCUCGGUCCAUCUGCUCGCCCAGGCCUCGCCCGCCGCCAUCGCUAGCGCCGCCCAGGAUACCACCAGUCCCGAACAAAAGGUGUCGUCGCUCAUCACGCUCGUCGUCCAGUUCCUCAACUCGGAAGGCGUGAGUCCGGACGCAACCAGCCUCGCCCACCGCCUCAAGGACGUCGACAUCUCGGGCGGUGACGCGCAGGGCAUCGCCAAGGCCAUCUCGACGCACUUGGUCGAGGACCUCAAGCUGGAGCAGAAGAAGGCUGACGAGGUAGUGAAGAAGGGCCAGGAGAUGAUCUCGAGCACGGUAUUGCCGAGCUUGGGCGUGAGCGUCACGUCAAACGGUGAGGAGAAGAAGGGCAGGGAGCCGGUCAAGAUUACGGACGUGCGUGACUUCAAGGCGAGCUUGCAGGUGUCGCGCGGACCGAGGGCGGUGAAGGAGUUGAGCGAGUUUGAGGACCUGGAAUCGAAGCUCUAA
This is a messenger RNA of Lasiodiplodia theobromae, 3327 nucleotides long. RefSeq names its product A-pheromone processing metallopeptidase ste23. The record is from RefSeq and is a predicted model, not a curated record. Gene Ontology annotation, molecular function: metalloendopeptidase activity; metal ion binding. The transcript is spliced from 3 exons. Gene Ontology annotation, biological process: peptide catabolic process. The coding region runs from base 1 to 3327 and encodes 1108 amino acids. NCBI's taxonomy places the organism in Eukaryota, Fungi, Ascomycota, Dothideomycetes, Botryosphaeriales, Botryosphaeriaceae. Gene Ontology annotation, cellular component: cytosol; mitochondrion.